Messenger RNA from Pseudopodoces humilis (Tibetan ground-tit), 3122 nucleotides. RefSeq names its product interferon alpha and beta receptor subunit 2 (gene IFNAR2). Gene Ontology annotation, molecular function: interleukin-22 receptor activity; protein binding. The record is from RefSeq and is a predicted model, not a curated record. Lineage: Eukaryota; Metazoa; Chordata; Aves; Passeriformes; Paridae. Gene Ontology annotation, cellular component: plasma membrane. Gene Ontology annotation, biological process: cytokine-mediated signaling pathway.
GCGGGCGGCAGCGCCGGGGAUCGCUGGGGAUCUCUGGGGAUGGAUGGCGCUGCUAAGGAGCGGUGAGCAGCGAUGAGGAGCCGGAGCGGAGCCCGUGGGGAUUCCCCGCCGCGAGGGAUUGCUGCAGCUCUGAAGAGGAUGACUAAGGAAAGCUCAGCAGAUUUCUGACAGAAAUGGUUUUGCCCUGGAAUCUCCCUGGCACUGAUAGAUCUUCAGUAGAAAUCCAGCUUGAGGCAGCUGUGGAAGCCUGGAGAUGAACACAUUUUAUCACAUUUUCUCAAACAUUCUGAGGUGCUGAACAAAUAACCUGGCUUUGAACAUGCACCGUGUAGGAGACUCCGUUGUGAUCACAUGGAGCCACGUGAACAGAAGCAAAAUGUUUCUUUCAGUAGCAGAGGGGUUUCUCUGCUGAUGUCCGUGGGAGCCCUGAUGGAUUUGCCAGUGCCUCUCUGUCAGCUUGUGUACCUCACCUUUCUGUCUACAGCUGUUUGCAGCCAGGAUGAAAUAAAACUCCAGAUGGACUCCCACAAUUUCCAGCACAUUUUGUCCUGGCAGGCAAAACAUGACCCAGCUGUGCCAGCAUCCUACAACCUGCUGUACAGACACCACAGGAGCCAGACCUGGAUGAGUGCUCGGCAGUGUUCAGGUAUUGCCCAGCUCUCCUGUGAGCUGACAGAGGAUUUCAAGGACAGAUCUGCUGUGUAUCAUUACUUUGUUCAGAGCGUUGGAGGAGCUCAGGUGCUCAAUUCUUCUGUGCUGGUUUUUCAGCCAUUAACUCAGACAAUUCUGGGACCACCAGAAGUGAGUAUCACUUCCUGUCCAAACUGCAUCAAUGUCACCAUAAAGCUGCCAACCUCUCACUUCAGGGACAAGGGAAAGCUGCUGUCUUUAAUUGAUAUCUAUGAAGAGCUGAAUUAUGAUAUCACCCUGAAAUCACUGGAAGGAGAGCAUAAGAGGCCACGGCAGAAAACCACUGAAGAAGUGUUUAGUACUGUCAUUGAAGAAUUGUAUCCCGGCAGGAAUUACUGUGUGUCCGUGGUGGUCACUGCCUCCCUGAACAAAUAUUCCAUCCCCUCCCCCUGGACAUGUGCCACUGCAGACUCGCAGGCUCAGCAAGGGUAUCAUGAAAUUGCAGUGGCAGGUGCUGUCUGUUUUUCACUGAUAAUUGCUGCAGUCCUGAAGUGUGUGCAUGCAGCAGGUUUCAUUGCCCAGAAGAUAUCCCUUCCUCAGAGCUUGGAAUGCAUCAGGCAGUUGGCCUACUCAGCUUGGGUGUGUGAGCCAGAGAACACGGCCUCUGUGGAGAUCAUCCCCAGAGAGGUGAAGAGCAAGGCCAGGGCGGGCAGAGGCAGUGCCAGCGACGACAGUGACAGCAGUGACAGUGACAGCAGUGCCCUGUGUGACCACGACUACACGAGGCGUGAGGGGCUGGGCAGGGGCAGCGUGCCCCGAGGCUGGCUCACCCCCAGCACCCUGGGGCAGUACUCGGUGAGCAGCAGUGAGCACAGCCAGGCUGGGGACAGCGUGGCUGCUGAGCCACACGAGUCCCAGGAGCAGCAGGGACACCCUGGAGGAGAGGGAGACACGAGGAGUGAGUUCCUGAGUCCUUUCUCUGAGUCCCAGGGGAACAGCGAGUGCUUCACCAUCAGCUUACAAACGGUGCAGCUGGGAAGCCUGGAGCAGGACGGGCACAGCUCUGCAGCUCCUCCAGCCCAGGAGGAUGAAGGUGACUGGCACUGUGCUCAUGAUCUGCAGGCAAAGGAGGACACAGGAAGUGUGCAGGAUGCUCCUUGUUCUAAUGACUUCUUUUCUGGAAUGAUCCCAAAGCCCCGAAACGCAAGGAUCACUUCAGUCAAUCUUCACAGCACCUUGCAGUGGGAUGCACCAAGGUUCCCUGAAGGGAACAUCACCUACACUGUCCGAUCCAAGAGCAUCAACAUCCCCGGGGACAGCUACGACACGCUGGGGACGCGGCUGAGGCUGCCCGAGUGCGACGUGUCCUCUCUGUCCGUGUACGGUCACUACGUCCUGCAGCUGCGCGCCGAGGCGGGACGGCUGCGCUCCCCCUGGCUCACCCUCCGCUUCAAACCCAUGGAUGACACCACCGUUGGCCCCCCUGAGGUGAGGCUGAAGUCGGAGUCCGGGGAUCUUCACGUGGAUUUCUCGGGGCCCUUUGCAGGGCACGGGCAGGACAGGUGGCCCCUGAGGCACUACUAUGGCUCCUGGAAUUACAGGAUCUUCUACUGGAAGAAAGGCAGCACAGACACAGACCUGGCCUCUGCUUCCUGGGUUGCUCAGGUGGACACCAAACACAACUCUGAGAUCCUCUCCCAGCUGGAGCCAUGGACAGUUUAUUGUGUCCGAGUGCAGGCGGUGAUUCCCGAGUGGAACAAGACAGGGGAGCUGAGCAGGGAGCUCUGUGAGCAGACAACCCACAAUGGUGUAACCCCUGUGUGGGUAAUUGUGACUAUCCUGGUGGGAUCAAUGCUUGUUGUGGCCACAGCUGUCACUGCUUGUUUCGUCUCCAGUUUUUAUCUCUACAGACUCACCAAACACGUUUUCUGCCCUUCCUAUGUUUUCCCACAACACUUGAAAGAGUUUUUGAGCAAACCUCCCAGUGCUCUGCAGCCUUUCCCUCCACUUCCAAAUGAAGAACUCCUGGUUUGUGACAAGCUGAUUGUGAUUUCAGAGCAACCCCAAAGCCUCAGUGAAGGGAGUGGGGAUGAGGCCAGCAGGACACCAGAGCACCCUGAGGACUCUGCACAAGGAGCCUCAGACUCAGGAUUGGGAGCAGCCCCAGGAAAAACCUAAAUAUCCUCAGGAAAAACCUAAAUAUCCUCAGGAAAAGCCUAAAUAUCCUCCUCAUUCUUCCUUUGAGAAGAAGAAGCAAAAGGACUUUUGGGUUUAUCUCAUGGCUGAAUUCUCCAGCAGAAAGAAAUCCACAAACACGUGACCACAGACUUCUGACAGAAUAAUUUUCUUUUUUUAAGUACAAGAAACUUGGCUCAAAAUGAGGAAUUAAAUGAUCCACAACUUUUGCCACUGUUGGUUGUGGCUCCCUGAGGAGUUGUAGCAACUCUGGCACUGAUUAUGACAUUAAAAAGCAAAUGUCAUAUUUAUAUAUA